CGAGCAGCCCCGCGCCCGCGCACCGCCCCGCGCCCGCCGUACCUGGCCCAGCAGCGCGGCGGGGACCGGCUCCGCGGCCGGCCCGGUGAGUUCCCCAAGUCCCAGAAGCUGUGUGGCCUUGGAUAGCAAUGAUGAAGAUCCUACCUAUUGCUCCUCUCCUCCUGCUGGUCCUAACGGCGCUGGAAGCCAGACCAAAACCUGCAGCCCUGAAGUGUAAGACGGGCCCCCUGGACAUCGUGUUCGUGAUCGACAGCUCCCGCAGCGUGCGCCCCUUUGAAUUCGAGACCAUGCGGCGGUUCAUGAUCGAUAUCAUCAGCAGCCUGGACGUGGGCCCCAAUGCCACGCGGGUGGGGGUGAUCCAGUACUCCAGCCAGGUGCAGAACAUCUUCUCCCUCAAGACCUUCUUCAAGCAGGAGGACAUGGAAAAGGCCAUCAAUAACAUCAUGCCACUGGCCCAGGGCACCAUGACAGGGCUGGCCAUCCAGUACACCAUGAACGUGGCGUUCACCACGCAGGAGGGUGCACGCCCGCCGCACAAGAAGAUCCCCCGGGUUGCCAUCAUCGUGACGGACGGCAGGCCCCAGGACCGCGUCAGUGAAGUGGCCGCCCAGGCCCGUGCUGCUGGCAUUGAGAUAUAUGCCGUGGGCAUCCAGCGGGCGGACAUGAACUCGCUGCGGGCCAUGGCCUCACCACCGCUGGAGGAGCACGUCUUUCUGGUGGAGUCAUUUGAGCUCAUCGAGCAGUUCGGCAAGCAGUUCCAGGACAAGCUCUGCGGGGCGGACAUGUGUGUGGAGCGGGACCAUGGCUGCCAGCACAGCUGCGUGAGCAUCCCCGGCUCUUUCUACUGUGAAUGCAACCCGGGAUACAGGCUCAACGUGGACGGAAAGACAUGCUCCCCCAUCGAUGCGUGUGCAGACGGGAGGCAUGGCUGUGAGCACCAGUGCGUCAGCACUCGUGGGUCCUACUCGUGCCGCUGCCAUGCAGGUUACUACCUCAACCAGGACAAGAAGACCUGCACGAUGAUCGAUUACUGCAGCUUCGGAAACCACAGCUGCCAGCACGAGUGUGUGAGCAUCCCCAACGGGCACUACUGCCGCUGCCGCAGCGGCUUCACGCUUCAGGCCGACAGCAAGUCGUGCAGGGCCACCGACCUCUGCAAUGGGGUGGACCACGGCUGUGAGUUUAAGUGCAUAAGUGCCGAGGGCUCUUACCACUGCAUUUGCCCCGAGGGACAGCAGCUCCAGGCUGACGGGAAGACGUGUAACAAGUGCGGGGCUGGGCACGUCGACCUGGUCAUGGUGAUCGACGGCUCCAAGAGCGUCCGGCCCCAGAACUUUGAGCUGGUGAAGCAAUUUGUGAACCGCAUCGUGGAUCUGCUGGACGUGUCCCCUCACGGCACCCAGGUGGGGCUGGUGCAGUAUUCCAGCCGCGUGCGCACCGAGUUCCCCCUCAACAAGUACACGACGGCGGACGAGAUCAAGAAGGCAGUGAUGAACGUGGAAUAUAUGGAGAAAGGCACCAUGACAGGCCUCGCCCUCAAGCACAUGGUGGAGCACAGCUUCUCCGAGCUGGAAGGUGCCAGGCCUCUCUCCCACAAUGUGCCCAGAAUUGGGCUGGUCUUCACAGAUGGGCGCUCCCAGGAUGAUAUCUCUGAAUGGGCCAGGAGAGCAAAGGAAUCAGGAAUCGUCAUGUUCGCUGUUGGUGUUGGCAAAGCUGUGGAAGAGGAGCUAAGAGCAAUCGCCUCUGAGCCGGUGGAGCAGCACUUCUCCUACUCGGCAGAUUUUACCACCAUGACCCAUCUCGUGGAGAACUUCAAGCUGAACAUCUGCCCGGAGGAGGGCAAAGGGGAGAUGGAGAUCCGCAGCCCGUGCGAGUGCGAGGCGCUGGUGCAGUUCCAGACCAACACCGUGGCCAUCCUGGAGAGCCUGACCGAGAAAAUUGCUCAGAUGACGGCCAGACUCGACGACUUGGAAAAGCAGAUUGCCAACAAGAAUUGAUCCUUGCAGGAGGCCAGAAGUGCUCAGACGGGAGCACGGAGAAGUGCAGUAGCCAUGUGGCAUUGCUAUUGCUAGAUUAUUGUAAACCGUCAUUGUUUGUUCUUGUAUCACAAAAUCCUGAGGGGGACUCAGAGUGUAUUUAAAAAAAAAAAAAAAAUCCAAAAAAGAACUCAACCAAAACCCCCUGUUGCAAAGCAAAUGGGUCCAGCCUUUGCUGUUACCUUGUUCCUCCAAACUGGCAUUUGGGAUGCAGUGGGAUGUGACUGCGUGGUCAGUUUGGGCCUUUGGAGAAGAGAUGUGAUGCACGGCCGUUUCCUAAAGCGGCUGGGAUGGACCAGCUGCUGCUGGCACCAGCCUCACUGCAGAGGCCCCCGCACAGCUCCUCUGGCUGCUUUGCAAGAGUAAAAACGUGGGGAGCGUGUCCUGGGCGUCUCUGCUGUCCCCACGUCUGCUGAGGAGCUGUGAGACAGGGAAGCCUGGAGCCCUGCGGGAAGCCUGGCUCCCGCCGCGCGGCUUGUCCCCGCGCCCUUCGCAGCAAGGGAAGGCGGAGCACAGCCCUGACGUGCCCCCGGCAGGGCGCAGGGUCCCCGCGGAACUGCCCUUCGUCCCCGUUUGGCAGAAUUGUAUCGGAAUCGGUCAUUAUCCCGUUUGGUUUUUAUCAAAUAGCAAAAUGAUAAUAAUUCUCUCUAUAAAUAUCUAUGUGUGUGUAUAUAUAUAUUUCAUUUUGAGAGCAGGUUAGUACUAUUUUUAAACACUUCUUUUAUAUAUAUAAAUUUCUAUCCUGACAAUAAAAACAUGGAAGAUUUCUAUGA
Molecule: messenger RNA, 2809 nt
Organism: Dromaius novaehollandiae (emu)
Lineage: Eukaryota; Metazoa; Chordata; Aves; Casuariiformes; Dromaiidae
Gene: MATN4
Product: matrilin 4
Exons: 11
Coding region: 129-1997 (622 amino acids)
Molecular function (GO): calcium ion binding
Source: RefSeq, a predicted model, not a curated record